Knipowitschia caucasica is the source of this 528-nucleotide messenger RNA. The record is from the annotation of a GenBank genome assembly. Lineage: Eukaryota; Metazoa; Chordata; Actinopteri; Gobiiformes; Gobiidae.
AUGGGCCACAGUUAUGGUCAGUCCGGACCCACUGCUUCAACAUGGGGUUCUACCAGCAGAAUAAGGAUGAUCCCAAAUUGUGCUAAAUCAACUACAGGAGAGGCCCACACUGAGUUCCUGGUUCUUCUUGGUUACAAAGAUCAGCAGUGGAACACUUUGGAGAAGAUCCCAGUGAGGAAUGGGCCAAAAGGACUGGUGCUAUUUGAACUGAUGGAAAGUUUUGACAGAGUGCUCGUAGUCCGCCUCGUUUCCGCACUAAACCCGUGCCAGCUCGUGUUGUUAGCCGAGGAUCUGGAAGCAGCUGUGUUAUUCCACAGCGUCGCCAUAGUUCUUCUCAGGCAAAAUGUAGACACUCGCAACAUGAUGGUUGCACUGGUGCUGAGCAAAGACCUAAGCUGGGAACUGUCCAGACUGAAGAGCCGUGGAUACGACAGUCACACAGACAGCUCAUUGGAGGUUACAAUGUGUGAAGGAGACCGACUGCUUCUCCGCUUCAAUGGGAACAUCACCUCCAAAGGUAAGAAGUAG